ACCAGGGCGCUGGGAGCCCGGCGGGGCCGCGAGCGCAGCCACCGCGCUGGAGCCUCCACGACUGGGUGCCCGGGAUGAGCCUCACCCGGAAAAGGGGCUUCUACAAGCAGGAGGUCAACAAGACGGCCUGGGAACUGCCCAAGACCUACGUGUCCCCGACGCACAUCGGCAGCGGAGCCUAUGGCGCCGUGUGCUCCGCCAUCGACAAGCGGUCCGGGGAGAAGGUGGCCAUCAAGAAGCUGAGCCGGCCCUUCCAGUCGGAGAUCUUCGCCAAGCGCGCCUACCGCGAGCUGCUCCUGCUCAAACACAUGCAGCAUGAGAAUGUCAUUGGGCUCCUGGAUGUCUUCACCCCGGCCUCCUCGCUGCGCCAUUUCCAGGAUUUCUACCUGGUGAUGCCCUUCAUGCAGACAGACCUGCAGAAGAUCAUGGGCAUGGAGUUCAGUGAGGACAAGAUCCAGUGCCUGGUUUAUCAGAUGCUCAAAGGUCUUAAGUACAUCCACUCAGCCGGGAUCGUGCACAGGGACCUGAAGCCAGGCAACCUGGCCGUGAAUGAGGACUGUGAACUGAAGAUCCUGGAUUUUGGACUGGCACGGCUAGCGGAUGCCGAGAUGACUGGCUACGUGGUAACACGCUGGUACCGUGCACCCGAGGUUAUCCUGAGCUGGAUGCACUACAACCAGACUGUGGACAUCUGGUCUGUGGGCUGCAUCAUGGCCGAGAUGCUGACGGGAAAGACGCUGUUCAAGGGCAAGGACUACCUGGACCAGCUGAGCCAGAUCCUGAAAGUGACAGGAGUCCCCGGGGCAGACUUCGUGCAGAAGCUCAAGGACAAAGCAGCCAAAACCUACAUCCAGUCCCUUCCCCGUAUCCCCAAGAAGGACUUCACACAGCUCUUCCCACAUGCUAGCCCCCAGGCCGUUGACCUGCUGGAAAAGAUGCUGGAACUGGACGUGGACAAGCGUCUGACCGCCUCACAGGCCCUUGCCCACCCCUUCUUUGAACCCUUCCGGGACCCUGAGGAGGAGACAGAGGCCCCGCAGCUGUUCGAUGAUGCCUUGGAACACAGGAAGCUCACAGUGGACGAAUGGAAGCAGCACAUCUACAAGGAGAUCAUGAACUUUAGUCCCGUGGCCCGCAAGGACUCACGGCGGCGGAGUGGCUUGAAGCUGUAGUGACUCAAUCCUGCCUGAUCACACCCCCCCCCCAAUCUGCCUAGCUGUGCGUGGGGACUACUGCAUGACACCGCCAGCCAGAUGCUGCCUGUGACCAAGACUCACUUGUUACCACUAGAUCAGACCUUCUGGGAAUACAAACUUCCAAGCAGAGGACAGAGUUAGAGACAGGCCAGCCCCAUGUAGAAUUCAAAGGUGUAGGCUGGGAGAACAUGACUCGGAUCACCAUGCAUUAAAGUGCCUGUCUGGAGAGCA
This is a messenger RNA of Ochotona curzoniae (black-lipped pika), 1427 nucleotides long. RefSeq names its product mitogen-activated protein kinase 13 (gene MAPK13). Bases 75 to 1172 code for a protein of 365 amino acids. Gene Ontology annotation, molecular function: ATP binding; MAP kinase activity. The record is from RefSeq and is a predicted model, not a curated record. The transcript has 12 exons. Gene Ontology annotation, cellular component: cytoplasm; nucleus. Lineage: Eukaryota; Metazoa; Chordata; Mammalia; Lagomorpha; Ochotonidae. Gene Ontology annotation, biological process: protein phosphorylation; intracellular signal transduction.